GGGAAGACUUCCGUAGUGAAUCGAGUGAGCGUGACCCAAGGUUUGAUUCGAUUUUUAGUUGCAUUUAAUGCGUAUAAAUUUUAUCAAAAUGAAGCUCUUGAACGAAGGUUAACGGGGGGUGUUGUCUCGAGAGAAAGAACGCACGGUGUGACGACUGUGACUUGGGACGUUGUUGCACGGUGUCAGUCAACAGAAAAGGGGAACGGCAAUGUCUUUGCUUGAGGAUGCACUGGACGUGCUGCGCUUGGUGCUGGACUAUUUUGGAGUGCCUCCAGAAAUGCUGGUCCCAGUGUGGGACAGUCGGCUGUGUGGCCAGUAUCGCAGCGUCGUAAGAAUGAUCGGCUCCAACCUGCCUCUGACCCCCGCACCACGGGUGUACUUUCAGAUCCCGCUCCACACCUCCAGGCAGCACGCAUACUCCACGGAAAUUCCCGCCAUCCCAUCGUUCGCUGAUGUCCUGUGGGUACUUGAGGAUGAAGGGGAUACUUUUGCCAAGACCAGGCACCAUCUACCCCCGAAGACGCCCGGCAGCGUAGAAACCAGGAGGCCCCCGGUGCCGCAACCACGACCGGCGGAAGUGCAAAAGACGCAGCCUGAAGCCCUGCAGAAGAUCUCGGCGCUGGAGAGAGAGCUGGUCAGGCUGCGGGCUCAGAUCGCCGCCAUUGUUACCACCGCUGCAGCCACGGAUAUCCCUCACAAUGCUGCCGGAACACCACUGGCGUCACCCAUGCCGGCGGCAGCGCUCACGUCCACGCCUCGCUGUGCGCCCCCGCCACCACCUCCUCUUCCCCCGCUGCCGCCACCUCCUCUGUCAUCCUGUUCCAGCCCAUCAUCCGCCACCGAGCUGAUCCGACGGCGCAAGUGUCAUGGGAAGGACGCGGACAAGAAACGGCUCCGAGAUGUUCAAAGUUUGCCCUCCAUGUUGGAUGUGCUCAAAGACUUAAAUCAAGUCAAGUUGCGUUCUGUCGAGAGAUCGCCGGGUGGCACGCCGGUCCAGAGGAGGCGUAGGAUAGGAGGCGGGGCCGUCGCAAAGGACCCGGCGGCUCUGAUCGCCGAGGCUCUCAAGAGGAAGUUCGCGCAGCAUCGCCACAACAAUUCCUCGGACAAAGAGAAUUCCCUGGAAAGCUCACCGUUCGGAAGUCCGGACGCACCCAAGAUGUUCCACCACGCCGGACGCAGCCGGGCGCUUCUGCAUUUGUGCCCGUGUCCGCCGGAGCCUUGAAAAUCCUGCCUGGCGGGCUCCCACUGGUUCAGGUUACCGUUUUUAUUGGAUCUUUUUUUUUUUUUUUUUCCUCGUCUCUUUCACUUUGGAUGCCGCUCAUAAGAGCGGUCGCUUCACGGGGAACUUCAUCUUACGUUGUAUGUCAAGACUUGUGCAAUUUGUUGUACGGGACAGUUUGUUGUACGGGACAGUGAAUGUGGGUGCACAAGAGAUGAAACGCAUCAAAGAUUUCCUUUGAAGGUUGGUACGAAUGACGAAGUCUCCAAAGAUUGCUACGGUUUCAGUUCAAGUCGAUGCUUUGAAUCUUUUUGUGCUCGACCAGAUUUUGUGUUUAUUUACCGGCCUAGAGAAAGUAUUUUCACUCUUGUUCACUCUUGGGCCCCAAAGCACAUAUUUAUGUGAUGUUCUAUGCAGCUGUUGUCUUGGAUUUGUUUUACUUUAUUAAAAGAGUUUU
Hippocampus comes (tiger tail seahorse) is the source of this 1676-nucleotide messenger RNA. It is a transcript of the gene mtfr2, whose product is annotated as mitochondrial fission regulator 2. Gene Ontology annotation, biological process: mitochondrial fission; aerobic respiration. NCBI's taxonomy places the organism in Eukaryota, Metazoa, Chordata, Actinopteri, Syngnathiformes, Syngnathidae. The transcript has 8 exons. Bases 209 to 1222 code for a protein of 337 amino acids. Gene Ontology annotation, cellular component: mitochondrion. The record is from RefSeq and is a predicted model, not a curated record.